Messenger RNA from Eucalyptus grandis, 1563 nucleotides. Its product is annotated as transcription factor MYB108. NCBI's taxonomy places the organism in Eukaryota, Viridiplantae, Streptophyta, Magnoliopsida, Myrtales, Myrtaceae. The coding region runs from base 216 to 1247 and encodes 343 amino acids. Gene Ontology annotation, molecular function: sequence-specific DNA binding; DNA-binding transcription factor activity. The transcript has 3 exons. Gene Ontology annotation, biological process: regulation of DNA-templated transcription. The record is from RefSeq and is a predicted model, not a curated record. Gene Ontology annotation, cellular component: nucleus.
UCCCUGUACUAAUCCCAUCAAUCUCUCUUCCUUCCUCUCUCUCUCUUUCUAUCUAUCUCACUCUCUCUCUCAUCGCAAAGGCCCGAGUUCUCUCUCUCCUCGUUCUUCCACCUUUUCUCCGCCAUCAAUCAAACCAGUCGGUCAGUCCCCACGAGGCGAGGGAGGCGGAGACAUCGAGAACGGGGCUAGCGGCGGCCGAGAGGAGGACGGUGAGGAUGGACGCGAAGGGGAUGAUCAGAGGCGCCCACCACAGCGGCAGCGGCGGCGACAGCGACAGCCAGGAGGACGAUCAGCAGGCGAUUAUGGAGGACUUGCGGAGAGGUCCGUGGACGGUGGAGGAGGACCUCACCCUCGUCAAUUACAUUGCCAACCACGGCGAAGGACGCUGGAACUCCCUCGCCCGCAGCGCAGGUUUGAAACGGACCGGAAAGAGUUGCCGGCUGCGGUGGCUGAAUUACCUCCGCCCCGACGUUCGGCGCGGGAACAUAACCCUCGAAGAGCAGCUCUUGAUCCUCGAGCUCCAUUCCCGCUGGGGCAAUCGAUGGUCGAAGAUCGCGCAACACUUGCCGGGCAGGACCGACAACGAGAUCAAGAACUACUGGCGAACCCGGGUGCAGAAGCACGCGAAGCAGCUCAAAUGUGACGUCAACAGCAAGCAGUUCAAGGACGCCAUGAAAUACCUCUGGAUGCCGAGGCUGGUCGAGAGGAUCCAAGCCGCCUCCGCCUCUGUCUCGACCGCUACUGUCGCCGCCGCCGCCAUGGCAGCCCCACCCACAAUGGCCACCACCGCAGCAUCCAACAUCGGCGGCAUGGCUUUCCCGCCGGCCCUGGCGGGCAUGGGCGGCGACUUCAGGGGCGGGCGACUGAAUGUGGCGCCCAGCUACAGCACCCCGGAGAACUCCUGCACGACGGCGUCUUCCGACUCAUUCGGUGCGCAGGUCUCACCCGUCUCGGACCUUACCGACCUGACCGAGUACUACCCUAUCCCGGCCGGCGACAACCCGAACCCGGAUUACUACCAGCCUAACAAUAAUGGCCAAGGAUGCUACCAGGAGUCGUCUCUUACUAGUCCCUGUGCAUACUUCAACAACUAUGGAAUGGACUUCCAAGCGUGCAUGGAUCAGAACAACAAUCAGUGGUUGGACGAUGGGGGCACGUCGGACAACUUGUGGAAUUUGGCGGAUGAUUGGUACUCACAACAGCAGCAGCAGCCGCACGCAGCUUCUAUCAUCAACAAUAACUUCUGAGAAGAAGAAGGAAAGAAAUUAUAAAAAAAAAAAAAAAAAAAUUAUGUUAGGAGGCUCGAAAGCGAAAUUCGAUUGUAAACAGGGAAAUUUGUGAAAAAAAUAGGGGAAUCGAUCUCCCUCGGCAUGAAAAAUAUAACUUUUGCCGAGCGAGAAACGAAAAAAAUCGUAGUAGCGGUUCCGGUUAAUUUCCGUAGGGGAGUCCUAAUUUCGGAUUUUUCUUGGUCGUACUUUCUUUGUUUGAUUUUUUCUUUGAUUGGGGGGCGAACUUGUAACUCGAGCUUAUUCUCGCUUAAUCUAUUUUUUUUCUUCCUCUGUC